AUGGGCGUUCCCUCCUGCAGAUUCCAGGACCCGACGGAGUGGGUGGUCUACGUGGGUACGACCCACCUCAGUGGCUCAGAGGCCAGCACCGUGCGGGCCCGGGUGGCCCAGAUCAUCAAGCAUCCCCUGUACAACGCGGACACAGCUGACUUCGACGUGGCCGUGCUGGAGCUGACCAGCCCUCUGGCUUUCGGCCGGCACAUCCAGCCCGUGUGCCUCCCAGCCGCCACGCACGUCUUCCCACCCAGCAAGAAGUGCCUGAUCUCGGGCUGGGGCUACCUGAAGGAGGACUUCCUGGUCAAGCCAGAGGUGCUACAGAAAGCCACUGUGGAGCUGCUGGACCAGGCACUGUGUGCCAGCCUGUAUGGCAACUCGCUCACUGACAGGAUGUUGUGCGCCGGCUACCUGGACGGGAAGGUGGACUCUUGCCAGGGUGACUCAGGAGGACCCCUGGUGUGUGAGGAACCCUCCGGCAGGUUCUUUCUGGCCGGCAUUGUGAGCUGGGGGAUCGGCUGUGCAGAAGCGCGGCGUCCCGGGGUCUAUGCCCGAGUCACCAGGCUGCGUGACUGGAUCCUGGAGGCCACCACCACAGCUAGCAUGACUCCGGCCCUCGUGGCGGCUCCUGCCCCCGCUGCCCCCAGCACGGCCUGGCCCACCAGUCCCCAGAGCUCCGUGGUCAACACCCCCACCAAAUCCACGCCGGCCCCCAGCACCGCGGCUCUUGACUGGGUCACCGUUCUGAAGCUGCAAGAAUGCGGGGCCAGGCCUGCGAUGGAGAAGCCCCCCCGGAUCGUGGGCGGGUUUGCAGCGGACUCCGGGGAGGUGCCCUGGCAGGUCAGCCUGAAGGAAGGGGCCCGGCACUUCUGCGGAGCAACUGUGGUGGGCGACCGCUGGCUGCUGUCUGCCGCACACUGCUUCAACCACACGAAGGUGGAGCAGGUCCGGGCCCACCUGGGCACUGCGUCCCUCCUGGGGCUGGGCGGGAGCCCGGCGAAGGUCGGGCUGCGGCGGGUGGUGCUGCACCCCCUCUACAACCCUGGCAUCCUGGACUUCGACCUGGCCGUCCUGGAGCUGGCCAGCCCCCUGGCCUUCAACAAGUACAUCCAGCCUGUCUGCCUGCCCCUGGCCAUCCAGAAGUUCCCCGUGGGCCGGAAGUGCAUGAUCUCCGGAUGGGGAAAUACACAGGAAGGAAACGUCACCAAGCCCGAGCUCCUGCAGAAGGCGUCUGUGGGGAUUAUAGACCAGAAAACCUGCGGCGUGCUCUACAACUUCUCCCUCACGGACCGCAUGCUCUGCGCGGGCUUCCUGGAAGGCGGAGUCGACUCCUGCCAGGGCGACUCUGGGGGCCCCCUGGCCUGCGAGGAGACCCCCGGCGUGUUUUAUCUGGCAGGGAUCGUGAGCUGGGGGAUUGGCUGCGCUCAAGUUAAGAAGCCUGGCGUGUACACGCGCAUCACGAGGCUGAAGGGCUGGAUUCUGGAGACCAUGGCCUCCCAGCCCCUUCCCGUAUCUCUGCCCUUGACCACAAGGACGCUGGCCACCACCAGCCAUCCCCCCAGGAUGACGGCUGGCCUCACAGUCCUGGGGCCCACCCCCAGCCAACCCACCCCCGUGGCCACCAGCAGGGUGACCGGCCAACCUGCCAACUCAACCUUAUCUGCCGUGAGCAUCACCUCUGGGGGACAGACGCCACUUCCAGACAGCCCAGAGGCCACCACCCGCUACCAGCUACCAGACUGCGGCCUGGCGCCGGCGGCGCUCACCAGGAUUGUCGGGGGCAGCGCGGCCGGCCGUGGGGAGUGGCCGUGGCAGGUGAGCCUGCGGCUGCGGCGCCGGGAGCACCGCUGUGGGGCCGUGCUGGUGGCAGAGAGGUGGCUGCUGUCCGCCGCGCACUGCUUCGACGUCUACGGGGACCCCAAGCAGUGGGCGGCCUUCCUGGGCACGCCGUUCCUGAGCGGCGCGGAGGGGCAGCUGGAGCGCGUGGCGCACAUCUACAAGCACCCGUUCUACAACCUCUACACCCUGGACUACGACGUGGCGCUGCUGGAGCUGGCGGGCCCGGUGCGCCGCAGCCGCCUGGUGCGCCCCAUCUGCCUGCCCGAGCCGGCUCCAAGACCCCCGGACGGCGCGCGCUGUGUCAUCACCGGCUGGGGCUCGGUGCGCGAGGGAGGCUCCAUGGCGCGGCAGCUGCAGAAGGCGGCCGUGCGCCUCCUGAGCGAGCAGACCUGCCGCCGCUUCUACCCAGUGCAGAUCAGCAGCCGCAUGCUGUGUGCUGGCUUCCCGCAGGGAGGCGUGGACAGCUGCUCGGGCGACGCUGGGGGACCCCUGGCCUGCAGGGAGCCCUCUGGACGGUGGGUGCUCACUGGGGUCACCAGCUGGGGCUACGGCUGUGGCCGGCCCCACUUCCCGGGUGUCUACACCCGGGUGGCAGCUGUGAGAGGCUGGAUAGGACAGCACAUCCAGGAGUGAUGCCACGUGGCCGCCUAGGCCAGGACUCUAGGUGAAAAGCAGCAGGGCCAGCAGGCCACCGCACCCCCCCCACCCCCCUCAUUGUACCCUACCCAAGGACAGAC
This is a messenger RNA of Sapajus apella (tufted capuchin), 2570 nucleotides long. It is a transcript of the gene TMPRSS9, whose product is annotated as transmembrane serine protease 9. The record is from RefSeq and is a predicted model, not a curated record. Lineage: Eukaryota; Metazoa; Chordata; Mammalia; Primates; Cebidae. The coding region runs from base 1 to 2466 and encodes 821 amino acids. Gene Ontology annotation, molecular function: serine-type endopeptidase activity. Gene Ontology annotation, biological process: proteolysis. The transcript is spliced from 12 exons.